AUGCCCGGUUUUGACUUCACAAACUAUAACCGUAACUCGGCCCUACACGCCCGCGGCGUCCCCCUUCCCAAGGCAACUAGCACUGGUACAACCAUCGUAGGAUGUAUCUUUGAUGGAGGCGUGGUGGUAUAUUGCGGCAGACACAAGGGCUACCAGCGGGCCUAUAGUAGCGGACAAGAACUGCGAGAAGCUUCACUACAUUGCCCCCAGAUCUGGUGCGCGGGUGCCGGAACGGCCGCCGAUACCGAGUUUACCACCGCCAUCAUCUCCUCUAAUCUUGAGUUGCACUCCCUAUCGACCGGCCGCCAGCCCCGUGUCGUCACCUGCAUGACUUUGCUCAAGCAGCACCUGUUCCGGUACCAGGGCCAUAUCGGUGCUUACCUCGUCGUCGCUGGCGUCGACCCCACCGGCACCCAUCUCUUCACCGUUCAUGCCCACGGCAGCACCGACAAGCUCCCCUAUGUCACCAUGGGCUCUGGAUCCCUCGCCGCCAUGUCCGUUUUCGAGACCCAAUGGAAGCCCGACCUGACCCGUGACGAGGCGGUGGAGCUGUGCAGCCAAGCCAUUCUUUCUGGUAUCUUCAACGAUCUAGGUUCCGGCUCCAACGUCGAUGUAGCCAUCAUAACCAAGGACAAGACGACCCUCAAGCGUGGCUACGUCAAGCCCAACGAAAGGACCGCUAAGACUCAGAGUUACAAGUUCCCCAAGGGCACUACUGCUGUGCUGAAUGAAAAGGUCAUCCGAAAGGGUGAUAUCGGCCGGUAUGUUGAUAUCCAGGACGUGCCGCUCGAGGGCGAGACCAUGGACGUGGAUUCUUGA
Messenger RNA from Parascedosporium putredinis, 819 nucleotides. NCBI's taxonomy places the organism in Eukaryota, Fungi, Ascomycota, Sordariomycetes, Microascales, Microascaceae. The record is from the annotation of a GenBank genome assembly.